Molecule: messenger RNA, 1071 nt
Organism: Aspergillus oryzae RIB40
Lineage: Eukaryota; Fungi; Ascomycota; Eurotiomycetes; Eurotiales; Aspergillaceae
Product: FAD-dependent oxidoreductase
Exons: 5
Coding region: 1-1071 (356 amino acids)
Molecular function (GO): D-amino-acid oxidase activity; FAD binding
Source: RefSeq, a predicted model, not a curated record
AUGGCGCAUAACAAUAUUGUGGUGCUCGGGGCGGGUAUCAUCGGCUUGAACGUGGCCCUGGAGUUAUCGAAACGUGGCUAUGGACAGCAUAUCACAAUCAUGGCGGAACAUCUUCCAGGAGAUGAAUCGAUCGAUUACACAUCCCCUUGGGCUGGAGCGAAUUUCUCGGGCAUAUCGGGCAGCGAUGCCAAUGCGCUGCGCUGGGAUCAAUCCGGCUACUCGGCCAUGAUGAGCUUGAUUGAUGCUGGUGCGGAAGAGGCGAAGUAUCUGUGCAAAACAGAGUCAACAGAGUAUUGGGAUCAAGCCCCAUCGCAGGAUAAGAUCAACAGCAUGACUGAAUAUCUGCGCGAUAUAAGGCCUUACCAGUCAAUUCUUGUCAUAAUACCUCCAUCCGAUCUCCCUAAGGGGGUUGCCUUCGGUAUAAGAUUCACUACGGUCACACUCAACGCGCCCGCACAUUGCGAACAUUUGAAACAUCUCCUCUCCCAACCCCGGUAUGGAGGUGUAAAAUUUGUCCGCCGGAAGGUAUCAAGCUUACAGGAUGCCUUCCUGCAUGGAACGCAAAUUGUCUUCAACUGCGUAGGCAACGCAGCACUCAAUUUAGCGGGUGUUGCCGACUCGAAAUGUUAUCCAACGCGCGGUCAGAUUAUUCUUGUCAAGGCGCCAUCAGUGAAAGUCAAUGUUAUGCGGCAUGGCAAAGACUACGAGACAUAUAUCAUUCCGCGACCCCGCUCAGAUGGUACCGUGGUGUUAGGUGGCUACCUACAGCCAGGCGACCACUUUAGCCAGGCCCGACCUGUAGAGACUGAAUCUAUCCUGAGUCGUACAAUAGGUCUCCUGCGAAUUCUUGGAAAUGAAGAAACAGAGAUCAUUCGCGUUGCAGUGGGAUUGCGGCCAUCACGGCAGGGCGGUGCCCGAGUGGAGCUCGAGACCACACCGGAAGGUAACACUGUGGUGCACAACUAUGGCGCAGGAGGGACUGGGUUCCAGGCUGGGAUGGGAAUGGCCAAGGAUGCAGUUGAUUUGGCUUCGGGCAUCCUGGUCCAUCUUCAAGCCCAGAGUAAAUUAUGA